AACAAGAAGACCCCACUAUUAUUGUGACCACUAUAAAUUUACCAUUCUUAUAGAUUGAGUCAUCACACAUCUAAAUGAAAUGAAUAGCUAAACAGUGAGUGAUGCUAUCUUUGAGUGACCCAAUGUUUUUAUGAUUGUGUGUCUCUUUGAUUAGAUAAUCAUUAGACAAAUAAACAGUUUAUUUCCUCAUCACAUUUGUCCUAUCUUGUAUCUUUAUGCAACUUGCUAGAUAGAUUCACCUUUUGUUAUGAUUUGUUACAGAGAAUUAGGAAUUCACCCUAUGGAAAAAAAUUAAGAAUAUUACACUAUAAAAGUAACAACUGUGUAUGUGUGUGUGGGUGUUGUAACAACCAACAGCAUAAGAUUAAGCAAAAUAUAUAUUUCAUUUCUUAUCCCCAACCUUUGUUCUGUUUCCUACCUUAGUACUUCUACAAGCAUUCAGUGAAGGAUCUCUUUUUGGGUGGGCUAAUUUAGCUUCUUCAAAAAAAAUGAAAAGGUUCAAUAACUCAGAAUCUAUGUCUUCUUUGUUUUCCAUGUACCAAUCCAAAGGGGUGGAUCAAAGGAAUGAAACAAAAGGUUAUAGUGAAGAAUUUCAAGCAAUGUUAGAUAGAUUGGAGCAAGAAGAUAGUUAUGAAGAUGGUAACUUAAUGUUGGAGAAGAAAAGAAGACUUGGUCAUGAUCAAGUAAAAGCUUUAGAAAAGAGUUUUGAGUUGGAUAACAAGUUAGAGCCAGAGAGAAAAGUUAAGUUAGCUGAAGAAUUAGGCUUGCAACCUAGACAAGUUUCAAUUUGGUUCCAAAAUCGUCGAGCUCGUUCGAAAACUAAACAAUUAGAAAGAGAUUAUGGUGUUCUUAAGUCUAAUUUUGAUGCUCUUAAGGUUGAAUAUAGUAAUCUUCAACAAGAGAAUGAAGCACUUACCAUAAAGAUAAGAGAGUUGAAAGAAAAAUUGUUAGAGAAAGAAGAAUGUCCAAUUUCAAGAGGUAGAGAAAGAGGGGGUUCAGAAAGCAAUUCAAGUGGUGUGAUUAAGGAAGAAAUUAGUAAUGUUGAUUCUCCUUUGUGUUUCAAUGGAUCAUUGCCAAGUUCAAUGAUAAACUUGGUUCAUUAUUAUGAUUCAAAAGGUUCACCUGAAAGAGCUUUUCAGAAUCACUUUAUGAGAAUGGAGGAGCAAAAUUUCUUUAGUAAUAUUGAAUUAUGCAAUUUCUUUUCUGUUGAUCAAUUUCCUACUUUGUAAUAGAUUGGAUUGGAUGAGAAUUUCAAAUCCAGUGACAUUAAUUAUCAAGUGAUCAUAUAUGAUAUCUAAUAGAAAAUGUUUGGUUGCAAAGCAAAUAUGAGAUUUUAUCUCUUAUGAUCAUUGAAAGGAUACAAAAGUUUUGUUGUAGAAAAGAGGUAAAUCAUUGAAGAUUUUCACAAUUCCUUGAUUAUUUUUUUAUGAAAUAAAUAAUUUCUUAU
Trifolium pratense (red clover) is the source of this 1447-nucleotide messenger RNA. Its product is annotated as homeobox-leucine zipper protein ATHB-6-like. The record is from RefSeq and is a predicted model, not a curated record. The transcript is spliced from 3 exons. Gene Ontology annotation, molecular function: DNA-binding transcription factor activity, RNA polymerase II-specific; sequence-specific DNA binding. Bases 489 to 1229 code for a protein of 246 amino acids. NCBI's taxonomy places the organism in Eukaryota, Viridiplantae, Streptophyta, Magnoliopsida, Fabales, Fabaceae. Gene Ontology annotation, biological process: positive regulation of DNA-templated transcription. Gene Ontology annotation, cellular component: nucleus.